AUGGCCCCCAACCAGCGCAUCGUUCCCUCCGGCUCUCGGCCCCAGAAGGGAUUCGUCAGCACCAUCUACGACGAGGCCACCAGCCCCGAGAACAAGACCAUUGUCCGCAGCAUCGUGAUCUUCGGUGCCGGCAUUGCAUUCCUCCACUCCAGCUUCGGAGAGUUCCUUCUUCCUCCGUAA
Penicillium coprophilum is the source of this 180-nucleotide messenger RNA. RefSeq lists its product as uncharacterized. Bases 1 to 180 code for a protein of 59 amino acids. The transcript has 2 exons. The record is from RefSeq and is a predicted model, not a curated record. Lineage: Eukaryota; Fungi; Ascomycota; Eurotiomycetes; Eurotiales; Aspergillaceae.